UAACCCUUCCUACCUACAGAAGGAUCAAACUGCAAGAGCAAACGAGAGGAAUAGACACUUCAUCUCUCAUGAUCAUAAGUUCAGCUGCUUUUUGGAAGCAUUUUUAUCUCAUUUAAAUCUCCACCACAUAAAAGCGAUGAAGUCGCUCAAGAAUGUUAUUUGUUUUUAUUAUUUUUUACAUCAAGGCAACUAAUUGCGAUACAUAGAGAUUGUGUUCCUCUAGUCUAGUGUGUAACGUGAUGCAGUAGUUUUCGUAAAUGGUCUUUACUCGUUGGCGACAGUUCGGUGGUACUGAAGGCGCGUGAGGGGUACUUCUCAAAAGAAACAUUUCACCUCACAAACCACUUGACAGCCAUCUGUCUGAGUAGUUUUUGACUUUUUGUUCAGUGGUGGAACUGUAAAAAGAUUAUUUCCAUGCGUCCGACUUCAUUCGCGGACACUGCAUUUUCUGUUGAAGAAUGACUUCUGUGUGGAAAAGAUUACAAAGAGUUGGCAAAAAGGCCACUAGAUUUCAGUUCGUGGCUUCGUAUCAAGAACUCGUUCUGGAAUGUACCAAGAAAUGGCAACCAGACAAACUAAGAGUGGUGUGGACCAGGAGGAACAGACGCAUUUGCUCCAAGCUUCAUGCAUGGCAGCCAGGCAUCAAGAAUCCCUACAGGGGAAUGGUAGUGUGGCCAGUACCUGAGAAUGUGGACAUUACUGUCACACUCUACAGGGAUCCACAUGCUGAUGAAUUUGAAGACAAAGACUGGACAUUUGUCAUUGAGAAUGAGACAGCAAAAGGCAGUCGGAAAGUGUUGGCAUCUGUGGAUUUGAACAUGAAGAAGUUUGCCAGUGCCACACACUCACAGAUGGACCUGACGCUCAAGAUGAAACCCCUGUCAGUGAAGGUGGUGGAGGCCACUUUGAAGCUCUCCUUAUCCUGUGUAUUCCUCAAGGAGGGGAAAGCCACGGAUGAGGACAUGCAGAGUCUUGCCAGUCUGAUGAGUGUAAAGCCAACAGAUAUUGGGAACCUGGACGACUUUAAUGAGAGUGAUGAAGAAGAAGAUAAGAGAUCCAGUACCGGGCCAAACCUUAGUGCUGCAGUUCCAGCAUCCCACCCUCCUCUUCGAGCAACACGUUCCCUAGAAAAAAGACCUGCAUCUUUAAAGAGUCCUUCAGCAAUAGAAAUACCCAGGGAACUCAACACACUUACAGAGGAGGAUCAUACAAAUCCAUUUUUACAAGACUUACUCGCUGAGCAGCAGUCUCAGGUUAAUCUGAAGAGUUCUGAGUCCAGACAAGAGCAGCAUCAGUCUUCUCGGAUCGUCGGCAGCAUUAGCAUUGCUAAUCAACAAUCUCCUUCCUCGCGUCUUCAAAAUGAGACCAGCAGUGCUCAAGACAAAGAGACCAUACCUACAGGGGCUGUCAAAAGUCUUGGGCCGGUGGACAAGCCAUCAGUUGACACAUGUGGAGGACGGCCUUUGGAAGCUUCUGAGGAUUUUGCCAUUGGAACUGUCCCUCCUCCACACCCAUUUUCUGUUCCAGCAACAAUACAUGCCUCAUCAGUGAUUUCUAAGUCCACUCAUAAAGAGGAAUUUCCAAAGAAGAAUUUGCAAGUAUUUACUGCAGAAAUACCACCAUUGGCGGAGGAAGAGCCUGAUUUUAAAAUGGAGGAUUUUGAUACUGUGAUCAUAACCUCUCAGACCAUUGAAGGUGUUGGUGGCAAGUGUCCUGAGAAAGCACCGCUAGUUUCAAAAAAGAUCCUGCUCACUAAGGCAGAACCUGAAAAAACUGACAUUGAACUGUCUGUGCAGUCAGGCCUGGAUCAAACCUUAUCAAUGACUCAAGAUAACUUAUUAAAGCAACCAGAAAAAUCAGCAGAGGAACUCACAUUAAAAGGGGAAUCAACAGAGCAGAAUAUGAAGAGCGUUCUGCUUUGCGCAAAUCUCAACAUGUCAGAUGAGGACAGAAUAAUCAAAAGCAUUGCCUCAACUAUGGUUACUCCUACAAUACAAAAUGUCCACAACAUUCUAUCCAGCUCAGCACCUUCAGAGCAAGAACUUACAGUUGAAAAAAGUUCUCCCAGGGAGAAAAGGCUAAUGUGGGUUGAGGAAGUCCUUGCACCGAAAGAAGACAAUAGAUUGUCAGAAAACCACUCACAAAAGGAUAAUGUGGAAAAGACUUUAACUAUUGAGGAAAGUCAAAAUGAAAAUGAAAAGGCCUUCUCUCAGGACUUCCCAUCUCCUGCUGAAUGGCCUAGCAUGGACAAUAUCAAAGAUGUUGCCCCCCUGAUUUCAGAUUUGCCUGAACAGCUUCCUCCCAUUCAUCCCCAAUCCCUGGAGUCCAAAGACCUUAAAUGCACCUCAGAACAAACUCCAGCAGUCAGUGAAGUAGCCAAACUAGAGCUGAUUGUAAAGGCAUCAGACAAUACAGAAUUAACCCAGAAGGGUGUGGAGAGUGACUCACUUGCCCAAGCAGAAGUUCCAAUUUGGAGUGCUCUGGAAGAGAAAGUAAAAGAUAAUGAGGAUCAAGCUAGAGAUGAGGAAAUUAAUAAGCACAAAACACCUCACGAGAUGCCAAAAGAAGAGAAUGAAGCUGCAGUGCCCUCAAAAAAGGCUUUAGAAGCAGGUUAUGAGACCAUGGCCACUAUACUGCAGCAGCCAAGUCCUGCAGAAACACCAGAUGAAGCAAUAUUGGACAAUCAAGAUGGAACUGUGGUUGAAAUUCUCCCUCCAGACCCUUUUUGUGACACAAAAAUUGAGCAUCCAACUGAUGAUGAGCCUGAAGAACACAUUAUCAAAGAUUUGUUACCAAUACAGAGUGUCAGUGAGUUACGGAUAGAUAUUCCGACCUCCUCUGAGCAUCUGACAAUGAGUCUGGUGGAGUGUCUGAAGUUGGCUGCUAAAGAAACUCAAAGCGUGGGAUCCAUGAAUAUUGAGGCCCAGGACGAAGGAAGCACUUCCAUGGAUAAUAUAGCAAUUGAGCAAUCACAAAUUCCAACACCAUUAGAAGAUGACAAAAGUAUGAAGACUGGAGCAUGUAUAGCUAGCAAGAUUGAGGAGAAAGAUGAAGAGUCAUGCUUACCUAUGGAAACCACACAAGAAGACAUAACUUCUAAAGAAGAUAUACAAGACAUUAGCUCUGUGGAAACAGAUCUUCUGCUAAAAGAAGUAGACUUUGAGGAAAUAAGACUAGACGAAAGCCCAGAGAGGAACAAACAUGAAGACCUUCUGCCUGCUAAAACCGUCAGAGCCCAAAUGACUCCUGGCAAGACAAAAGCAGCUGAUUUAAAGCCUUUGGCAGAGUCAGAGGGUUCACAGCAGGAGCUGGAAUUUGAACUAGGUCAGGAAGACUUAGGGACAGUGUGGCUUGCUGAGCUAUAUAUGGAUGGAGGACCCGAGGGAUCCUCAAUAUCUCCAAUAUCACAAACAACAGUUUUCACGUCCAUACAGACACUGGAAUCACCUCGGCCAGCCUUGCCACUUGAGCCUGUGAAUAUAAACCCUGUGUCUAUAUUACAAGGCACCACUUCACCACAAUCUGCUAGCAAAGACAAGAGUAUACAGUCACCUCCCCCAGUGCCUUUACAGGAAGUCGGUCUCGGUACCAUAAAUCAAGACACAAAUUCUGCAGCUGCAAACAGAAAUGUAGUUUCUCCACAAUACAAUGAAAAGGGAACCACUCCUCCUAAUGUAACUACAGAGAAAGCAGCUGUAAAGGCUCAUGAAUUAUGUAAGGGUAUUACCAAAGAGCCAAGCAAGAAGGACUCUGCACCACUAGAGGGUACUGUUAGGGACAUCAUAUGCACUUCAAACACUUCAAAACUUGAGAUGAAAAAACAGACCUCCCCAGUGAUAACCACGGCAACCGUAUCUUCAGGGAUCAUUCAUGUGACAGCCACAGAGAGACCAAAAGAUAUAAAUGUUAAUAAGAAUAUUGUUUCUGGAAAGGACAUUUCUCCAAGGAGCUCAGUGGUGCCGUGGCCUCUUCCUUCUCCAAAUCCUGAUCGACACCAUGAGAUCUCAAAAGGUACAGAAAGUUCUUGUCUAAAAGAUGACAACGUCUCUGAGGAGAGCAUUCUGCUAGCAAAGAUUCGUCAAAUGGUGGAAGAGGAGACGCCACAGCCUCCAGCGCCUGCUCCAUACACUAAGAAACGUUUGAUCCCUUGCAAGUCGGACUUUGACCUUCCUCCAACUCCCCCGCUUCAACUAAAGGCCAGCACUAUAUCGCCCAAGAAAGAUGAGGAAGUAUGUUCAAAUUUAGAUCAGACCAUCCCUACUAAAACAGAGAUCACAAAUACACUUGGAACUUCAUUGUCAGCUAUUUCCCUGGAGCAGAUCAUCAUUACAUGCAAUGAAAAGCUUGAUAUCAGUCAGUCGCAGAGUUCCUCAAUGCUAUUGGACAGCUGUAGCACGUCACCGCCUAAAUCAGAUGAUAAACAAAGUGAAGCUGAAGAGAGAGAUGGUGUUUUAGAUAAUGUCCACUCAAAUGAGCAAGAACAAAUCAUCCAGUUUGAAUGUAUGGCAGAUUCACCAGAUGUUAUGCCUACAAACGAGGCAGAGAAGUCAUUGUCAGAAACAAGGACUGAAAGUGAGAAUAAAGAAGAGCCCAAUUUAAGUAUUGAUAGAAGUGGAGAGGCUCAAAGAGAACAAGAGAGACCAUCUCCAGUGCCUGAUGAAUUGUCUGGUCUACCUCAGGAAAAGGAGACCAUAGAUGUCACUCCAGAAACUAAAGGGAGCGAUACGCCAUCUAAGAGCCCACACAGCAUGCAGGUUAAUGUCCAGACCAUUGCUGACGCAUCCCAAGUGAUUGUGCCUCCAAUGCGCAAUAAAAAGAAGAUAAUUCCACCACCAAUGGACCUUGCAGGAGUAAAAACACUUGAUGAAUCAACUAAAGAUGGUUCAGCAGUGCCUGCAUGGGAAUUUGCCAGUCCACUGCCCAGUCCUGGUCUGGUGACCUCUAGUCAGUCCUUGCUAGAGUGGUGUCAAGAGAUCACUAAGAACUAUAAGGGGGUAAAAGUCACAAACUUCAACACCUCCUGGCGUAACGGCCUUGCAUUCUGUGCUAUCUUGCAUCACUUCCAUCCUGAUAAAAUUGACUUUGAUGCAUUGGAGCCUCACAAUAUAAAGCAAAACAACAAAACAGCUUUUGAUGGUUUUGCAUUAUUGGGAAUCUCUCGUCUAUUGGAGCCUUCAGACAUGGUGCUCCUCUCUGUACCUGAUCGAUUGAUUGUCAUGACGUACUUGUGCCAAAUCCGUACACACUUCACUGGACAGGAGCUGAGUGUGUUACAAAUUGAACAGAACAACAGUCAAACCAGCUAUGCAGUGGCUGAACCCAACCAGGGGCCGGAUGUAAAUGCAGCAGCAAAAUUCUGUGCGGAGAGGCUACAGGCUGGAGCUUUGUCAGGGGACAGUAACAGCAAGGACUCACUAGAUGAGGAGGGAACUGACACUGUGGCCAAGCCUAACGGAGGCCUUGUUCCUCCACCUCGGACUAAACGUGCGGGAAAGGUGGAUGAGAAGGGUUGUAAGGAGACAGCAGUGAAAGGAACAGAAGGAGGUGCACAGACUCCGGUGGCUCCACCACGGCCAAACGCAGCGGGGUCUAAAUCAGGAUUAGGGCACCUACGAGAUGCGGAUCUGGUGAAAAAACGACGCUCACGGCUAAAGAGCGAAUCCAUUGAUGAGCCUGAUUCAAAAGAGCAGCCAAAGGAGACAGGUAAAGGUGAGCCAGCAGCAGUUGAUGGAACAAACGGCUCAACAGUUGGCAGAGAGAGUGAUGAAACGGGUAACCUUAAAAGUGAUGAAACGGAACCUCAUGAGACAAACCAAGACAUUAAAGCUGCAGAAAUUGAGACAAUGUGUCUUCAGGACACCAAUCAGUAUGUGCUGAGUGAACUUCAGGCCCUGGAAACAGAACAGAAACACAUAGACAGUAGAGCUGCCAUCGUAGAGAAGAGACUCAGAAAACUAAUGGAAACGGGAAGUGAUAAAGAUGAAGAAGAGAAGCUGAUUCAGGAGUGGUUCACGCUGGUCAACAAGAAAAAUGCUUUGAUCAGGAGACAAGACCAUCUGGAGCUGCUGCAAGAAGAACAAGAUUUAGAAAGAAGGUUUGAGUUGCUAAACCGUGAGCUCAGAGCCAUGAUGGCUACUGAAGACUGGCAGAAGACUCAAGCCCAGCAGCACAGAGAACAGCUGCUGCUACAGGAACUGGUGUCUUUGGUCAACAAGCGGGACGAGUUGGUCCGAGACAUGGACGCAAAAGAGAGAGGGGCUCUGGAGGAGGAUGAGAGGCUGAAGAGAGGUCUGGAAGCAAGGCGUAGAAGAUACAGCAAUAAGGAAAAGUGUGUUCUUCAAUAAUGAUGCAAAACUUGAAUUUAUAUGAGAACUGUGGAUUACUGCAUCCUGCACUCCACCAGAGAUAACUUACCCUUGGCAUCACUUUGACUAUACCAGGACAUGAGUGUGCCUUUUCAGUGAAGACCUUGGAGAGACAUUUUGGGGGACUGUGGGAUCUUCUGGGGAUAUAAAAUAUGUUCAGUGAAGAUCAUACAAGUUACUCUCUGAAUGUUUUAUUUAAUGAAGUAAGAACUUUAAUUUGAAGGUUUGCCAAUGUGGUGGUACUCGGUCUGGAGAUUGGUAUACAAGCAAUUUUACUGUAAAUCUGAAAAGGUCUAUUUUGCCUUGUGUUUUAUUGGAAAAUGUUUAUCCCUCUAGUCAGUUUCUUUCACAUUGCUCCAGAUAGGACAAAUAUUACAAUUAUUUUAAGAUAUUUUAUAAACAAAGAGGCUUGCACCAAAGUUUGCUGUUUAAAAUUAUUUAUAUAAGUGUGAUGUUUCCUGGUAUGCCAAAAUGUCUCUGUUGGGCCAUUGUUUUGUUAUAGCUCCAAAAUUGAAUUUUCGGAUGAUUCGUCAGACAGUAUCUUUUAAGAUGUUUUUUCUAGUUUCUCCAGAUGAAUGUAUUUAUAAAUUUAUUUUUGCAUUGCAGUGCCUUUAGAGGUUUAAUACCUUUUGACAUUUGACAUGGGGCAUUUUAUAUAACAAAGCCAUUUUGUAUUUUUCUGUUUUUGAUCUUGGAAUGUAACUCAAAAUGAAAAAUAUUUAUGGAUUGUUUUAUAUAUAUAUAUAUAUAUAUACAAAUAGUAUUUUGUCACACUGUAAUCCUUUUGAUAUUGAAAUGUGUUAUCCAUUCCUAUUUGAACAUUUAGGGUGUUUUAUUCAAUAAAGUUUGAUGUUGUUUGGAGAAUUUUUUUUUUUAUAAAUCUAAUAUAUACGUUGAUGAGCCAAAACAUUAUGACCACACACAGAUGAAGUGUCAAGAUCUGGGUAGAUUAGAUGGUAAGCGAACAAUCAGUUCUCGUAGUCAAUGUGUUGAAUGCAGGAGAAAUGGGCUGAAGUAAAGACCUGAGUGACUUUGACAAGGGCCAAAUUGUUACGGCCAGACGACUGGGUCAGAGCAUCUCUGAAAUGGCCAGGCUUGUUGGGUGCUCCCGGUCAGCAGUGGUGAGUACCUACCAAAAGUGGUCCGAGGAGGGACAAACCACAAACCAGUGACAGGGUGUUGGGCUGAGGGCAAUAAAGGCUAUCCCUUCUGGUCGAAACCGACAGAAGUUUUUAAUGAUGGCUCCGGGAGGAGUGUGUCGCAACACACAGUGCAUUGCAUCCCUGCUGCGUUUGGGGCUGUGUAGCCGCAGACUGGUCAGAGUGCCCACAAUGACCUCUGUCCACCUUCGAAAAUGCCUACAAUAGGCACGCGAGUGUCAGAACUGGACCUUGUAACAAUGGAAGAAGGUUGCCUGGUCCGAUGAGUCCCGUUUUCUUUUACAUCACGUGGACGGCCAUGUACGUGUGUGCCGUUUACCUGGGGAAGUGAUGGCAGCAGGAUGCACUGUGGGAAGACAACAAGACAGUUGAAGGAGUGUGAUGCUCUGGGCAAUGUUCUGCUGGGAAACCCUGGGUCCGGCCAUUCAUGUGGACAUCAAUUUGACAUGUGCCACCUACCUAUACAUCGUUGCAGACCAGGUACACCCCUUCAUGGCAAUGGUAUUCCCUGAUGGCAGUGGCCUCUCUCAGCAGGAUAAUGCGCCCUGCAACAUUGCACACAUUGUUUGGGAAUGGUUUGAGGAACAUGAUGAAGAGUUCAAGAUGUUGCCCUGGCCUCCAAAUUUACCAGAUCUCAAUCCGAUUGAGCAUCUGUGGGAUGUGCUAGACCAACAAGUACAAUCCACGGCGGGUCCGCCUUACAACUUACAGGACUUGAAGGAUCUGCUGCUAAUGUCUUGGUGCCAGAUACCACAGGACAUCUUCAGGGGUCUUGUUGAGUCCAUGCCUCAGCGGCGGGUCGGCGCUGUUUUGACGGCACGUGGAGAACCAACAGCAUAUUAAGCAUAAUGUCAUAAUGUUUUGGCUCAUCAGUGUAUAGGGUACAACGGAGCUAAAGGCACACCUUAGGGAAAAUUAGCUUAUAUAUGUAUAUAUAUAUAUAUAUA
Molecule: messenger RNA, 8472 nt
Organism: Myxocyprinus asiaticus (Chinese sucker)
Lineage: Eukaryota; Metazoa; Chordata; Actinopteri; Cypriniformes; Catostomidae
Product: EH domain-binding protein 1-like protein 1
Exons: 24
Coding region: 459-6344 (1961 amino acids)
Molecular function (GO): protein binding
Source: RefSeq, a predicted model, not a curated record